AUGCGCCUCAAGCUGCGGAACCUUCUACAGUUCAUGUGGAACAGGAGGUCCAACAGCGGGCCCCAAUGUGUGCCAUACAUCCGCGACAUCAGACAGCUGCAGAGCGAGGGUUUCUACCGAGUUUAUCUCGGUGAAACCGAGUUUACAGAGGGUCUGAUCACUGGUGACAUCUCCGCGGCAACGGACGCCACUAGCAGCAGACACAGCUGGAGCGUCAUCCACGCGGGAGGUCAGAGAGGAUGGGUUCCAUGGAAUUACAAACUACUGUUCCAUUGUAACGGUGUCUCCUCUCUGCAGCCUUCAGGGGAAAUAUUUGAAGAGUUGUGUGGCAGUUUAAGGGAGAACUACGGGAAAUGUGCAAUAGUGGUGAACAAUCAUAACUGGAGGUCACCAAGGAAAGUUGACGAUUGUAACUUCGCGGGGUACGUUCAUCACCUGCCCGAUGCCCCGGUGGAUCUCAUACCUAUGAGCUGCUGCCCGACGUUGGCGCGCGCGUACGGACACGAGCUUAUUCAAAUCCCGUUCCAGUGCGCGCACCUGUGCCCUCUGAACAGCGCUUGGUCCACGGUGAAGUGGUUUGCGACCAACGACCAUGGGAAGUAUUCGGAGGCCAUUUACGACCGUGACACUCUACAUAAAUACGUCUAUUGGAAUGAGCUGAUGGAGGGAGCUCUGAAGAAGAUGACCAAGAGGAAAUGGGAGGAAGCAUUGUCUCGAGUUAGGACGAAUGAGAAUCAUUACAUACAUGACAAGCAGUGA
Messenger RNA from Oncorhynchus masou masou (cherry salmon), 759 nucleotides. RefSeq lists its product as uncharacterized. Lineage: Eukaryota; Metazoa; Chordata; Actinopteri; Salmoniformes; Salmonidae. Bases 1 to 759 code for a protein of 252 amino acids. The transcript has a single exon. The record is from RefSeq and is a predicted model, not a curated record.